AUGGUAAUCUGGGAUGAAGCACUGAUGAUUCACAGACAUGCUUUUGAAGCUCAAGAACGAACGGUGAAAGAUCUCAUGAAUGAGAGCAAGGACAAGACAAAGGAAAAAGUGUUUGGCGGAAAAACUCUUCUGUUUGGAGGAGACUUUAGACAGAUAUUACCGGUAAUUCGUGGUGGAAGCCGAGAAAAUAUUGUCGAUGCUUCUAUUAGUAGGUCAAGGUUAUGGAAACAUUUCCAUGUAUUUGAGUUGUCUGAGAACAUGCGGUUGUUGAAUGGAAAUUGUAAUUCUGCUGAAAAACAAUCAAUAUCCGAAUUCAGCAAGUGGAUUUUGGAUCUUGGGGAUGGAAAACUACCAUCAAAAGAAAUAGAGGGUGAAGACGAUGAGCCAACUUGGAUUAAGAUACCCGAUGACCUGUUGAUUGAGAGUGGUGAAAAUCCCAUCGAAACUAUAGUUCAGGCCAUUUAUCCUGGACUGCUUGAUAAAAUUGAGAAUCAAGAUUAUCUAAGGAAGAGGUGCAUCUUAACCCCGAAGAAUGACACUGUUGACCAAAUAAAUGACUACGUGGUUUCCAUGUUUCCAGGUAAAGAGCACGUCUUUCUAAGUUCUGAUUCAAUUUGUCCACAGUCGUACGAUUUUGAAAAUGCAGAGUUGUUAUACAACCAGGAAUAUCUGAAUAGUCAGAAACUAUCAGUAGUACCUAAUCAUGUGCUUCGAUUGAAGCUUAAUGUACCAGUAAUGCUUACAAGAAAUAUAAAUCCAAGUGCGGGGCUUUGA
Molecule: messenger RNA, 774 nt
Organism: Papaver somniferum (opium poppy)
Lineage: Eukaryota; Viridiplantae; Streptophyta; Magnoliopsida; Ranunculales; Papaveraceae
Exons: 1
Coding region: 1-774 (257 amino acids)
Biological process (GO): DNA repair; telomere maintenance
Molecular function (GO): DNA helicase activity
Source: RefSeq, a predicted model, not a curated record